CGAAGAGGUUAUGUCGUAAAGUUUAUUUAUUAUGUUUUUUUUUAGAUCAAAUAAGAUUUAAAUUUUGAAUAUAAAUUUCUUUUUAUUCAAAUUGUUGACAAACAAGAAAUGUCAUUAUCAUUUAGGUUUAUCCAUGGUUAUAAAAAAAAAUCUAACUUAUAAUAAAAAGAAACAACCAUGAAGACUGUAAAUAAUAACAUAAAUAUAGACAAUUAUCGCAAGUUGGUGCAAACAUACAUCAACUUACAUAUUUAUAAUUCAGCACUAUUUUGGGCUGACAAGGUGGUAGCAUUAACUGGAAACCCCAGAGAUAUUUAUUGGCUCGCACAGUGUAUGUACCUGUUAAAACAAUACCACCGUGCUGUUCAUUUACUCAGGUCACAAAAUUUGGAAAAGACCUAUGUUUUAUGUAACUAUUUAACUGUCAGAUGCUUAUUGGAAGCACAUGAAUACAAUGAAGCUCUGAAAGUUAUUAAUUUGGUUGAUCUUCAUGGCUCAACUUAUAAGAAUACCAAUAGUCCAUCCAUGUCGAACCAGGAACAUAUUUUAUUCGAAGACACACCAAAAAAUCAAACUUUUUCGUCAAUGUUUUUAUUGAAAGGGAAAGUUCUUGAGGCAAUGGAUAAUCGUGUAUUGGCUGCUGAUUGUUAUAAGCAGGCACUGGAGCAGGAUGUAUACUGUUUUGAGGCUUUUGAUUGUUUGAUUAAGUAUCAAAUGUUAACAGCCCCUGAAGAACAGGAAUUGCUAAAUUCACUUCCAAUCACAGAGCAAUGUUCGCAAGAAGAGGCAGAAAUAUUAUUGACCCUGUACGAAAGUAAAUUGAAGAAAUACCACACCCCAACCCAAGCGAAAACGUCCGAAGGCAACGUAUUGUUUGGUAGUACCCCAUGUUCGAACGUCUCUGCUAAACGAACAUCCCAACUUUUCCCGUCGCUUCCUUCAACGCCUAUAAGUACAGUUUCGUCACCCCUUAGUAGAACGCCGAGCACCGCCCGCAGUGAUAAAAGCGACACGAGGAGAAACAAAGAGAACGAGGAAAACAUGGUUACAGAAGAGCAAGUUGCAGAUAGUGGUGUACUGAUGAUGCGACUGAGAGACAGUUUGGAUAUGCACGUCGCCGAAGCGGAGCGGUUAUAUUAUAACUGCGAUUAUCAGCAGUGCAGUCAGCUAACUGAGGCCAUACUGAAACAGGAUCCUUAUCACACUAGUUGUUUGCCCAUUCAUAUUUCUUGUCAAGUUGAACUGAAGCAAAGUAAUAAAUUGUUCUCACUGGCACACAAUUUAGUUGAUCUUUAUCCCAGCUUGGCUAUAUCCUGGUAUGCUGUAGGUUGUUACUAUUAUAUAAUAGGAAAGAGUGAUUGUGCGAGGCGGUACCUGGCGAAAGCGACUUGUUUAGACAGACUUUUUGGGCCAGCUUGGCUUGCAUAUGGUCAUUCAUUUGCUGUAGAAAAUGAACAUGAUCAAGCUAUGGCAGCUUAUUUUAAAGCUUCACAACUUAUGAAGGGUUGUCACUUACCGUUACUGUACAUUGGCUUAGAAUGUGGUCUCACUAAUAACGUUAAGCUAGCCGAAAAAUUUUGUAAUCAAGCCCACAAUAUAGCACCAGAAGAUCCCUUUAUUAUGCACGAAAAAGGAGUAAUUGCCUUCUCUAAAUUGGACUACAAAAAUGCCGAAUUCCAUUUCAAACAGGCAUUGGAUAAAGUGAAGAAGAUUAAAAAGGGUAUAAUUCCUCAAAGAUGGACUUCAUUGUACAAUAAUUUAGGGCACACCUGUAGAAAAUUGAAGAAAUAUGAAGAAGCUUUGGAAUAUCACAAAGCGGCAUUGUUACUAACGCCGCAAUCGGCUGGCAUUUAUUCAGCGAUAGCUUUUAUAUAUGCGUUGAUGGGUAACAGUGAGGAGGCUAUUGAUUGGUUUCAUAAAGCUUUGGGUUUAAAAAGAGAUGAUACAUUUAGUACCACUAUGUUAAAUUACGUCAUCGAACGACACUGGGAAGAUAAACCCCCAUUUCCAGGUGCUCCCGACGUAGUACCAAAAUUAAACUUCCCCACAAGAAAAGUAUCGGCGCAUAGAAUUGCAGAAGCGUCAAAUAUUGAAGAAAACGGGGAAAGUUCGAAUAAUGAAAUAAUGUCUGAUAUGAGUAUGAGCAUGAGUAUAGAAGUCGAUAUGGCGGAUGCGAGUAGUAUAGUUAAAGAAUAAGUUGUGUAUUUGACAGACAAUAUUGAAUUUUUAAUUUACUUACCACAAAUUAAUUGAUUAUAACCAUUGUUACACUAAUAUAUUAAUAUUAGAAAUAAAUUAAAAUCAUCACGUCGAAUUUUUCAUUUGAUAAAAUAAAAUAAGUUGAACUUUAUUCGAUUCAUCGUAGUUUCGUAAAUAUGAUGUAUGAAAAUGAAACUAUGUAAGGAGCCACUGAAAUAGUGAGAUCAGUAUUGGCUUAUUUUAGGAAGUGUAAACUGCAUAUCUUGCUUAGGGUAUUUUUGUAAAAAUGAUAUUACACAUUGCAUUACCUUUACAAGGUAUGUAUAAGAGUUUAGUCAAUAAAAUUAUGUAUUGUACCACACACUUAAUUUAGAAUGUUAAGGAAUAAAAUUAAAUCCCAGUUUAGAAUUAUGUAUAUUUCCAAUAUUGUGACCAUAUGUAACUACAAAAAUUGAAUUCAUGAAAUAAAAAAUAUACAAAAAUAAUAUAUUCUAUAAAAAAUAAAUACUUCGAAAGUA
This is a messenger RNA of Aethina tumida (small hive beetle), 2717 nucleotides long. RefSeq names its product cell division cycle protein 16 homolog. Gene Ontology annotation, molecular function: protein binding. NCBI's taxonomy places the organism in Eukaryota, Metazoa, Arthropoda, Insecta, Coleoptera, Nitidulidae. The coding region runs from base 178 to 2196 and encodes 672 amino acids. Gene Ontology annotation, biological process: cell division. The record is from RefSeq and is a predicted model, not a curated record. The transcript is spliced from 11 exons.